CUUAAAAGUCCAUUUUACAGCGGAAAUCUAUUAUGUAUGGUUGCAGUGACGAUGAGGCCGGCUAGCGGAGGUCCGCCGCUGGGCUGCUUGCUGGCGCUUCGCUUCCUGACCCUGGUUCUCUGGAACGUUCCCGGGGCCUGGGCCCUGGACAAUGGCUUGGCCAUGACCCCUACCAUGGGCUGGCUGCACUGGGAGCGCUUCAUGUGCAACACUGACUGCAACGAAGAUCCGGAUUCCUGUAUCAGUGAGAAGCUCUUCAUGCAAAUGGCAGAUCUCAUGGACUCAGAUGGCUGGAAGGAAGUAGGGUAUGAGUACCUCUGCAUUGAUGACUGUUGGAUGGCACCCGAAAGAGACUCAAAAGGCAGACUUCAGGCAGACCCUAUACGCUUUCCUAGUGGGAUCCGCCACCUAGCUAAUUAUGUCCAUAGCAAAGGACUGAAGCUAGGGAUUUAUGCAGAUGUUGGGAAAAAAACCUGUGCAGGCUACCCUGGGAGUUUGGGAUACUAUGACAUUGAUGCCAAGACCUUUGCUGCCUGGGGAGUAGACCUGCUAAAAUUUGAUGGUUGUUACUGUGACAGUGUGGAACAGUUGGCAAAUGGUUAUAAGAAUAUGUCCUUGGCCCUGAACAAUACCGGCAGAAGCAUUGUGUACUCCUGUGAGUGGCCCAUGUAUAUGUGGCCCUUUCAUAAGCCCAAUUAUACAGAAAUCCGACAGUACUGCAAUCACUGGAGAAAUUUUGGAGACAUUUAUGAUUCUUGGGAAAGUGUAAAGAGUAUCUUGAGGUGGACAUCUUCUAUCCAGAAGACACUUGUUAGUGCCGCAGGACCAGGGGGUUGGAAUGACCCAGAUAUGUUAGUGAUUGGCAACUUUGGCCUCAGCUGGGAUCAGCAGAUAACUCAGAUGGCCCUCUGGGCUAUCAUGGCAGCUCCAUUACUCAUGUCCAAUGACCUCCGACAAAUCAGCCUUCAAGCCAAAACCCUCCUCCAGAAUAAGGAUGUAAUUGCCAUCAACCAGGACCCCUUGGGCAAGCAGGGGUACCUACUUAGAGAGGAAGACAACAUUGAGGUGUGGGAACGCCCUCUCUCAAACUUAGCCUGGGCUGUGGCUGUGGUAAACCUGCAGGAGAUUGGUGGACCUCGUUCUUACACAAUCAAUGUUGCUUCCCUGGGUCAAGGGCUGGCCUGUAAUCCUGCUUGUCUUGUCAUGGAGCUGCUCCCUGUGAAGACAAAACUUGGGUUUUAUGAAUGGACUUCAUGUUUAAAAACUCGAGUAAAUCCCACCGGUACUGUUUUGCUUCGGCUAGAAAGAAACUAGAUUACAUUGUAAAGCUUCCUGAGAAUUUAUUGAAUUUGUAAGGAAAGGAUAGAGAAACAUCGAGCUGUUUUUCCACUCA
This is a messenger RNA of Miniopterus natalensis, 1393 nucleotides long. RefSeq names its product galactosidase alpha (gene GLA). Gene Ontology annotation, cellular component: cytoplasm. The record is from RefSeq and is a predicted model, not a curated record. Lineage: Eukaryota; Metazoa; Chordata; Mammalia; Chiroptera; Miniopteridae. Gene Ontology annotation, molecular function: alpha-galactosidase activity. Gene Ontology annotation, biological process: oligosaccharide metabolic process; glycoside catabolic process.